Messenger RNA from Sardina pilchardus (European sardine), 3336 nucleotides. RefSeq names its product heat shock protein 12B (gene hspa12b). Bases 417 to 2522 code for a protein of 701 amino acids. The transcript is spliced from 13 exons. NCBI's taxonomy places the organism in Eukaryota, Metazoa, Chordata, Actinopteri, Clupeiformes, Clupeidae. The record is from RefSeq and is a predicted model, not a curated record.
GAGACCAACACACACCGAUUCUUGCAACACUGACUUGCCGCUGACUUUUAGGAAUCUACUGGAAACACUGGGGGUCUCUUUUUUCCCUUUUUCAGUUCUUUGUCAGCCACACCCCCCCACACACAGACUCACUCCACUCCACUCCCCCAUCCUCUCCCCCCACACACACAUACACACACACACAUCUCUCGGUGACGAUUUCUUUUGUAAGCACCACUGAGUUCCAGCUGGGAAGUUCAUCAUCUGACUGCGCUGUGCAUCUGACUUCAGAGGCAUCCUCGUGAGUUCGUCUCUGUCUCACACUCUCUCUCUCUCCCUCUGUCGGACUUAUAACUCCGGGAUUAACUUUGUUCGUGAAACACCGGAGCAUUGUUCAAGGAGCAAACAGGGCUGCCAAGGCCCUGUCACCUGUCACCAUGGCAGCCGUCCUGCAGCCCAGCAACAACAACACCCUACAGGUGCCAGGUGAAAACAUAUCUGUUUCAUCUACUCCAUCAGGAUCCCCCUCGCCUUCUAGAAAUGACUGCAGUAUUGCUCCUCUCACUCCAUCACCCUCUCCAAGGGUAGAGUUGAGGCCCCGUGUGGCUCGUCCCUUCUCUGUGGUGGUGGCCAUUGACUUUGGCACCACCUCCAGUGGCUAUGCCUUCAGCUUCGCCGACGACCCAGAGUCCAUCCACAUGAUGAGACGCUGGGAAGGUGGGGACCCGGGCGUGGCCAAUCAGAAGAGCCCCACCUGCCUGCUGGUGUCGCCCGAGCUGCGCUUCCACAGCUUCGGCUUUGCGGCGCGCGACAGCUACCACGACCUGGACCCCGAGGAGGCGCGCCACUGGCUCUACUUCGACAAGUUCAAGAUGAAGAUCCACAGCACCAGCGACCUCACCAUGGAGACGGAGCUGGAGGCAGUGAGUGGACGGAGGAUGAGGGCCAUCGAGGUGUUUGCCCACGCACUGAGGUUCUUCAGGGAGCAUGCCCUCAAGGAGGUGAAGGAGGUGUCGUCCGCGGCUCUGGAGGAGGACGAGGUGCGGUGGGUGCUCACCGUGCCUGCCGUGUGGAGGCAGCCUGCCAAGCAGUUCAUGCGCGAGGCCGCCUACCUGGCUGGCCUGGUGUCUUCCGACUCCCCUGAGCAGCUUCUCAUCGCCCUGGAGCCUGAGGCUGCCUCCAUCUACUGCCGCAAGCUCCGCCUCCACCAGAUGAUUGACCUCAGCCAGCGACCAAUGGCCAACGGCAUGGACCUGGACGGGUCCCGCCUCUUUGACUCGAGCUUUAGGCAAGCACGGGAGCAACUGAGGAGGUCCAGACACAGCCGCACCUUCCUGGUGGAAAGUGGCACAGGGGAGCUGUGGUCGGAGAUGCAGACAGGUGACCGGUACAUAGUGGUAGACUGCGGAGGGGGAACGGUGGACUUGACCGUCCACCAGAUUGAGCAGCCGCAGGGGACGCUGAAAGAGCUGUACAAAGCCUCAGGCGGUCCGUAUGGUGCCGUGGGGGUGGACCUGGCCUUUGAGGCCCUGCUCUGCCAGAUCUUUGGGGCUGACUUCAUCGAGAGCUUCAAAGCCAAGCGUCCGGCCGCCUGGGUGGACCUCAUGAUCGCUUUCGAGGCUCGCAAGCGCACGGCGGCCCCGGGCCGGGCCAACGCCCUCAACAUCUCGCUGCCCUUCUCCUUCAUCGACUUCUACAAGAGGCACCGGGGACAGAGCGUGGAGACCGCCCUGCGCAAGAGCAACAUGAACAUUGUGAAAUGGUCAUGUCAGGGGAUGCUGAGGCUUACCCCAGAGGCCAUGAACGAGCUCUUCCAGCCCACCAUCACUAACAUCAUCAAACACAUCGAGGAGCUUAUGCAGAAACAGGAAGUCCAGGGCGUGCGCUUCCUCUUCCUGGUGGGUGGCUUCGCCGAGUCGCCCAUGCUGCAGCGGGCCGCCCAGAGCGCCCUGGGCCGGACCUGCCGCAUCAUCAUCCCGCAGGACGUGGGCCUGACCAUCCUGAAGGGCGCCGUGCUCUUCGGCCUGGACCCCACGGUGGUGCGCGUGCGCCGCUGCCCGCUCACCUACGGCGUGGGCGUGCUCAACCGCUUCGUGGAGGGCAAGCACCCGCGCGACAAGCUGCUGGUCAAGGACGGCCGCGACUGGUGCACGGACAUCCUGGACCGCUUCGUGGCCGUGGACCAGUCGGUGGCGCUCGGCGAGGUGGUGCGGCGGAGCUACACGCCGGCCCGCGUCGGCCAGCGCAAGAUCAUCAUCAACAUCUACUGCAGCGUCAGCGACGACGUCACCUACAUCAGCGACCCCGGCGUCAGGAAGUGCGGGGCCAUCACGCUGGACCUGCCCGAUCCCGAGCCCCAGGCCGGCGCUACCGCUACCGCCGCCGCCGUCGCGGCCGCCGGAUACAAUGGGAACGCCGCCGCGUCCGAGCGGCGGGAGAUCCGCACCACCAUGCAGUUCGGCGACACUGAGAUCAAGGUGAUGGCCGUCGACAUGGCGACGAGCCGCACCGUUCGAGCCAAUAUUGACUUCCUGUCCAACUGAAUGCCACGCUGACGGAUGUUCUACUACAGCGCUAUCAGAUUUGUGAACGCAGGCUAGAACUGAAAGGAAAUGGAAGAGACUGAAUGAACAGUGCUGUUUGUAGACAUCGAGGACACAACUGUGGAUACUCAUCUGUUUUGGAAACGGAAUGACCAAAGGCAUUUUUAAUUGAAAUUAGCGUGCAGAUAUUGGACUCGGAACGGCACCAAAAGAUUAUUCUGUUAAACAACAAGAGCAAGAGCAAAGUGUUUCCUGCUCUUGACUCAAGUCAGUGGGUGCCUCUCAUGCAGCGUUUAUACGUCCUCCCUCGCUCCUUGGGCCUCGAUCCUCAAUGAUCUACAUAAAGAAUGAUGGGGCGGAAACAAUGGGAUAGUCUAUCCAGUGUCAGUUAUAGAUCAGUGGGAACGCCCCUCGAGGAUCGAGCAGGCAUGUUGAGAGGCACCCCUAGCAGUGCACCCAGUGAGUUGCUGGACAUGUGUCACCAAAGUGGAAGUCUGCUACUCAAGUGUUGUGAUAGUGCCCCCUUGUGGUAUAAAGAAAAGCCUACAAAACAAAGGUUAAAAAUGCUGGAAUAUCACUUGGAAAAUAAGCUUGGACAUUGUUACUCUGAUUUAGUUCACACACUGUACAUACCUAUUUAUAUGACCUAAACUAUUAUCCUCAAACUGCACGCUGGGAUCUAUCCACUAGGUUCAUUGGAGUAUUUUUUAUAAUGAAACUCAUGUAUUCUUGUAUUCUGCACUUACUUCAGAUUUCUUUUUAUGUACCUUUUUUUUGUAUCAAAUAUCAUAUAAAGUUUGACCACUAACUUUUA